UUCUUCUCUAUGUACGAAUUCAAGCAAGGGUGAAAGGUUCGACUUUCGUGAAACAAUGACACGAUGAUGACAACAUCCUCCUCCCCGCGAGUUUCCCCCUUCUGGCUUUUGAUUACUGUCUCUCCCGCUCGACCUUUCUGCCUUCUAUUUCUUUGAUUCCUUCGCCCUCCUCUCCACCUAUCAGCAUCAGCUUAGGUGAGAGCCGAGAAGCAAUCCAACUCUCUCUCUCUCUCUCUCUCUCGCCGUCGUAUCUCUUAUAUUACUUCCUCCUGUUUCUACUGGUACAGAGAGAGAGGUAGAGAAAAGAAGGCAUGAGGGAGCGUGAAGAUGCAGAGAUCGACCGCCUACCUGUGGACCUUCUCGCUCAUAUCUUUGUUCUCAUCUCUUCCUUCACUGAUUUGGCCCAGGCCAGUAGCGUCUGCAGGAGAUGGAGACAAGGGGUUAAGCAAUCCCUCGCCCGUAGAGAACGCCUUAGCUUUGCUGGUUGGAAGAUGGAUGAUGAAUCCACUGCCCGCAUCGUUCGUUGUGCUUACAGCCUCAAGGAGCUCGACAUUUCAAGAAGUCGGUGGGGCUGCCAAAUAACAGAUGAUGGACUACAUAAAAUAUCAUUGGCCAAGUGUGUCAGCAACCUGACCUCAAUAUCCCUGUGGGGCAUGACAGGCAUCACGGAUAAAGGUGUUGUUCAACUGGUUUCAAGAGCUGUUUCUUUGCAAUACCUCAAUAUUGGCGGUACAUUUGUUACUGAUGAAUCUCUCUUUGCAAUUGCAAACAACUGCCCACAUUUGAAGACCAUCAUCCUCUGGAGCUGUCGCCAUGUUACUGAAAAUGGACUUAUCAUGCUUGUAAACAAAUGUUGCAAACUUGAGUCAAUAAACGUGUGGGGGAUGAGGGUUCCUGUGGAUUGCUUUAUUGGUUUGCUUGCCAUUAGCCCUGCCCUUCAGAUAAAGCCUUUGGGAGUGCCUCUUAAUGCUAGUACAGUUUCACUAUGGCCCAUCAUGUAACUUGUCAUGUUUUUUAAUUGCUUUAAGAUGGUCUAUGUACAUAAUUGUUUAUUGCUUUUCCAGUAUUAUAAAGACACCAUCGACUUGGUUGUAUUAAUUCACUUUUAGUUCAAUUGUUUCAUUGUGAAUCA
Molecule: messenger RNA, 1132 nt
Organism: Nelumbo nucifera (sacred lotus)
Lineage: Eukaryota; Viridiplantae; Streptophyta; Magnoliopsida; Proteales; Nelumbonaceae
Product: F-box/RNI-like superfamily protein
Biological process (GO): SCF-dependent proteasomal ubiquitin-dependent protein catabolic process
Cellular component (GO): SCF ubiquitin ligase complex
Molecular function (GO): protein binding
Source: RefSeq, a predicted model, not a curated record